AUGGCAUCUCAAUUUUUUAAUAGAAUUGGUCAAAUUGGUCUUGGUGUUGCAUUAGUAGGUGGAGUAGUUAAUUCAGCUUUAUUCAAUGUUGAUGGUGGUCAUAGAGCAGUUAUAUUUGAUAGGUUUACUGGUGUUAAAAAUCAUGUAGUUGGUGAAGGAACACAUUUUUUUAUUCCAUGGGUACAAAGGCCUAUUAUUUUUGAUAUUAGAUCUCGCCCUAGAAAUAUUCCAACUGUUACAGGAAGUAAAGAUUUACAGAAUGUUAACAUAACUUUAAGAAUUCUUUUUCGACCAGUACCAGAACAACUUCCAAAAAUUUAUACAAUAUUAGGUAUCGAUUAUGAUGAAAGAGUUCUACCAUCUAUAACCACUGAAGUCCUGAAAGCUGUUGUUGCCCAGUUUGAUGCAGGUGAAUUAAUUACUCAAAGAGAGCUUGUGUCUCAAAAAGUUAAUGAAGAACUAACAGAAAGAGCCAGUCACUUUGGUGUGAUACUUGAUGAUAUUGCUUUGACUCAUUUGACAUUCGGAAAAGAGUUUACUCAUGCAGUAGAAUUAAAGCAAGUUGCACAACAAGAUGCUGAAAGAGCUCGAUUUUUGGUUGAGAAGGCAGAGCAGCAGAAGAGAGCCUCUAUAAUAUCAGCUGAGGGAGAUGCACAAGCUGCAAUUUUGUUGGCCAAAUCCUUUGGGGAGGCUGGUGAAGGUCUUGUUGAGUUGAGGAAAAUUGAAGCGGCAGAAGAUAUUGCCUACCAAUUGUCACGAUCCCGCCAAGUUUCAUACCUUCCUCCUGGACAGAAUGUCCUUCUUAACCUCCCUACACAAUAA
Nezara viridula (southern green stink bug) is the source of this 822-nucleotide messenger RNA. NCBI's taxonomy places the organism in Eukaryota, Metazoa, Arthropoda, Insecta, Hemiptera, Pentatomidae. The record is from the annotation of a GenBank genome assembly.